Molecule: messenger RNA, 4445 nt
Organism: Lymnaea stagnalis (great pond snail)
Lineage: Eukaryota; Metazoa; Mollusca; Gastropoda; Lymnaeidae
Source: the annotation of a GenBank genome assembly
AUGGAUGUGGUCAAUCGGACAGACGCAGGCAAUUAUUCCUGCAGGGCUCGAAGCCAGUUGAGGAUUUCUGGAGAGAGUGUUGACCCUGCGAUUUCUGAGGCUUUCACAUAUAUUUAUGUACAAUGUAAGUUGAACAGAUUUAGCAUUAAAUAUAUGUCUAAUGUAAGUUGAACAGAUUUAGCAUUAAAUAUAUGUAAAAUGUAAGUUGAACAGAUUUAGCAUUAAAUAUAUGUACAAUGUAAGUUGAACAGAUAUAGCAUUAAAUAUAUGUACAAUGAAAGUUGAACAGAUUUAGCAUUAAAUAUAUGUACAAUGUAAGUUGAACAGAUAUCGUAUUAAAUAUAUGUACAAUGAAAGUUGAACAGAUUUAGCAUUAAAUAUAUGUACAAUGUUAGUUGAACAGAUAUCGUAUUAAAUAUAUGUACAAUGUAAGUUGAACAGAUUUAGCAUUAAAUAUAUGUACAAUGUAAGUUGAACAGAUUUAGCAUUAAAUAUAUGUACAAUGUAAGUUGAACAGAUAUAGUAUUGAAUAUAUGUACAAUGUAAGUUGAACAGAUAUAGUUUUAAAUAUAUGCACAAUGUAAGUUGAACAGAUAUAGUAUUAAAUACAUUCACAAUGUACAUUGGACAGAUUAGUAUUAAAUUAUAUAUUUAGAAUGUAAGUUGAACAGAUAUAGUAUUAAAUAUAUUCACAAUGUACAUUGGACAGAUUAGUAUUAAAUUAUAUAUUUAGAAUGUAAGUUGAACAGAUAUAGUAUUAAAUAUAUUUAGAAUGUAAGUUGAACAGAUAUAGUAUUAAAUACAUAUAUUUGUGCUACUAUAGAAGACAAACAGAUAUAGGAGAAAUAUAUUUAUGUGCAAUGUGAGUUGGACAGAUUUAGUAUUAAACCUCUCUUGGGUUUCUAAGUUGUGAUACAAUGAGACUGAUGAGAUCUGGGACAAUGCUGAGGGGUUGGGGGGGGGGAUUUAUGUUGGUCGAAUGUCAGUUUGAAAUGUCACAAUUUGUUUCUACUUUAAACAAAUAGUGGAACAAGAUUUUUUUUAUNACAAUGAGACUGAUGAGAUCUGGGACAAUGCUGAGGGGUUGGGGGGGGGGGAUUUAUGUUGGUCGAAUGUCAGUUUGAAAUGUCACAAUUUGUUUCUACUUUAAACAAAUAGUGGAACAAGAUUUUUUUUAUCGGUUUGAAAGGCAAUUACAGGGCAAUGAAACUGAUGUUUUGGCUUCAGCAAUUUAAACGGCUUAAACACAGCAGCUCAAAGAUUAUCCUACUAUAAGACUAAUGUUACAUUUUAUAUCCAUGCAGACAAGCCUGGAAUGGCAUCCAUUGGGACAGUUCCUGACGUAGAUGUUGGGGAUAAACUGGAAAUAACUUGCACCGCUACACCAAAUGGUCAGUUGCACUCAAUCUUUUUAAAAAAUGUAUUUAAUGGUAACAUUGCUAACUAAUCUAACAAUUAUAAUUUUUUAAAAAAUAUAAUCAGUUUUUAUAAUGGCAAAAUCUAAAUUAAAACUCUCUAUCUUAUUUUUAGUAAAGAGAUCAAAUUAAAAAAAGCAAUAUGCUCUCCUAUAUAAAUACUCAAUAAAUAAAUAUUUAUGCAAUGAAUGGUGGAUUAUCUUUAUUUCAUUUAUUCAUCAUAGUCACAUCAUUUCUUGAAGAAUCAUGAGUUUGUCAUGUAAAUAAAUACAUCAAUAUAAUUUAACGGUCAAGAUGUUUACACAUUUAUCACUAAUUAAUUGUUCCAUUCCUCCUAAAUCAUUGUUUUUAAAGGUUGACCUAAAAUUCACAAAAUGACUUUUGUAGGUAUUUAUUUACAUAUGUUUAUAUUUACUUAAUUAGGCUAUCCUGAGCCUACUUACACAUGGAAAAAAGAUGGACAGACUUUGCCUCAGAAUAGGCAGACCCUCACAAUCGUUUCUGUCAAACUUUCUGACAACGGCCGCUACAGCUGCACACCCAUCAACAACAGGGGGAGUGGUGAAACCGCCUUUGUCAACGUCAGUGUCUUUGGUAGGUCAGGUCAUUCACAUCGACAUUAUUAUCCAUUACUUCUCCUAACACAAUAACUGGUAGCCAAGAAAAAGGUUCAGAGGAACCGGGUUAGGGUACCUACAGUCUCAAAUUUCUUUAGUACUAUGUACUCAAAAUUAAGGUCUGUCUCAAAAAGAAUAAUAAUAUAGGCUAUUUGUUUUGAUAAGUCUGAAUUGAUAUUUUUACCACUCAUUGGAUCCACUGUAGUUACGUUGUUUUUCUUGCAUUCUAGAUGGAUCAAUGCUGAAAUUUAUAGACUGUCCCAAUUCAUAUCUGAUAAAGAUUUAAUGAAAAAAAAAUUUUAAAUGUUUUUUUAAAAAAAAUAUACCAAUAAUAAAAUGGCUAAAUUAAAGAACCAUAACUCAAAGAUAAUUUUGAAAUAAUUUUUUUUUCCCUUUACACUUUGCUUGUGGACAAUGUUGAUACAUAAAUAAUUGAAAAUUUUUUUUUAACAAAGUAAGAUCGUUUACGUGUUAAAAUAUUUCUUUGAUAUAGUAAAAAAAACACAUCUUGGACCUUGUCAUCUUAAAAAUAUUUCUAUUACCGGUAUUUCUUUUUCAGAAAUUAGCUUUGAAAUUAAAUUUAUAUAAAUCUAAUAAUUUUAUCUUUUUGAAUAAACAAAAAAAUGUGUUUUUCUUUUUCCCCCAAUAAAGAGCCGCCAUUGAUAACCAAGAAACCAGAAUUAGAGCUGAGUGUUUUCUUGUCUGAAUCCAAAAUGUUGACCUUGACCUGUGAGGCCAGGGGCUACCCCCAGCCGCAGGUGACCUGGUACCAAGAAGGGGAGAACCAGUCCCUCAACGUGCGACCAGAUCUGUUCACUGUUGCCACGACAACAAAACCAGUUGACUCUUACAGCGUGCUUGUACAGAGUGUUCUACAGUUCAAAGGUCAGUUCAGUAACAACAAUAAAUAUAUUUCCUGAAAGCUGGACUAAGGUCUUUAAAACAAAAUUAAUUAAACAUUUUGCUGUCCAAAUGUUUGAUGUCCAAAUGUUUGAUGGCUAAUGCUUAGUAUCCAAAUGUUUUAUGUCUAAAUGUCAUCUUUAUCUUAAUGCAUGAUGUCCAAAUAUUUGAUGUCCAAAUGUUUGUUGUCCAAAUGUUUGAUGUCCAAUUGUUUGACAACCAAAUAAUUGAUGUCCAAUGUUGUUUGAUAUCCUAAUGUUUGAUGUCCAAAUGAUUCAACAGCUGACAAACAAAAGACAAAAAAAAGGAGCUUAUUAAGCCAAUAAUUUUUUAUGAUAUAAAAAUGUAAUUUAAAAUGAUAUGCAAAUGACAUAAAUUUUAAAAUAUAUGAAUUAAAAUAACCUACUAAUGACGUAAAGUAAGACAAAGCUGUUGUUCGUUAAAAUCAUGAGAAACUAUAAGUACUUGGUAAACUUUUACAUAGGUACGUACAACUGUUGUAUGAUAAAAAUAACGUACAUUUCUUUUUUUUUUGAAGGUUCUGCCAGAUCUUUGUCAUCGUUUGGUGGUCAGAGGACAGGAUUACAGAUACGAGACAUUGGCAACUACUCAUGUCAGGCUGAGUCUGACAAACAUACUGACACACCAAUCACACGCACACAGUUGCUAAUUAACUGUAAGUCAGUUCAGUGAAUAAGAAAUAAAUGAGAACAGACUGUAACGUAAUAAUAACUAAUUUAUACUCACGUGAGUAUAAACAGAGAAUUCAUGCAGAAAUAUGGGAAAGUUUAUAAAAUUUAUUUCAUGUAGUCUUCCUAGGUCCGCGAUAGUUGAAAAUUUAAAUAUAAAUUGAAAAAUAACAAAAUUCAAGAGGUCCUCCCUGCAAUAGGGGUAACUCUCUGCCAGUCGAUCCCCACAAAUCAGGCUUUGGGAAUUACUGAGCUAGAAAAUCCUGAUGCAUGAACAAACUUGAUGCCAUUAUUGGCUUUGACAGAUUUGUAUCUUUCCAACAGUCAUGGUAAUCUAUUGUUUUAUUUUCUCACUGUCCCACCUGUGCUAGAACCCACAUCAAAAAUACAAGCAUCAUUAUAUUGUUUUAUUCUGACAGUCCCACCUGUGCUAGAACCCACAUCUAAAAAUACAAGCAUCAUUAUAUUGUUUUAUUCUGACAGUCCCACCUGUGCUAGAAGCCACAUCAAAAAUACAAGCAUCAUUAUAUUGUUUUAUUCUGACAGUCCCACCUGUGCUAGAACCCACAUCUAAAAUACAAGCAGCAUCCAAGCAAGAGAAGGCAGAGUUGGUCUGCAUUGCCCAGGGUUAUCCUGAACCCACUCUUCUUUGGUACUUUCAAGGACUGCCACUCUCACGAGGGCAGUCAGGGAUCUCCAUCACGCAAAACCCCCUCGGCGGGGUUGGAAAAAUUGAAAGUAGGCUGACAUUUCUGAACGUAACAGACAAGAAUUAUGGUUCCUAUCGAUGUUAUGUGCGUAAUGGCUUGGGCAACACAUCGCAA